Molecule: messenger RNA, 2678 nt
Organism: Paramisgurnus dabryanus
Lineage: Eukaryota; Metazoa; Chordata; Actinopteri; Cypriniformes; Cobitidae
Gene: rrn3
Product: RRN3 homolog, RNA polymerase I transcription factor
Biological process (GO): transcription initiation at RNA polymerase I promoter
Cellular component (GO): nucleus
Molecular function (GO): RNA polymerase I core binding; RNA polymerase I general transcription initiation factor activity
Source: RefSeq, a predicted model, not a curated record
CAAUGCGGACUGAAGACCACGCUUCCUGUUGCGAAGUUCGGCAUGGUUGUGCAUGCGGCGUAUUUAAUGUUUAGCUUAUAAUGUGUAAUUUCAUAAUAAAUCGUUUAUUAAUUCUCAUUCUCUGAAUAAGAUUUGUUAUACAUUAUGGAGGUAGAUGACAGAGAUUUCCUCAAUUCACCUCCAGUGAAGACUGUACGUUUUGGAGGGAGCGUUGCAAAUACGUUAGCUAAACUAAAACAGGGUGACACAAGUGACUAUGAACUGAUACAGCAUCAACUCUCAGAUCCUGACAUUAAGGAUGCCCAGAUCAUCAACUGGCUGCAGGAACUCAGGAGCUGUGUUACUCAACUUGGCAAAGAUCAUGAACAGUUAAUCUAUGUUGUGUUGAGGCUGCCAUGGCUUGGUCGCAGUCAAGCUGUUGUGGAGGAAUAUCUGGCUUUUCUCAGUAACCUUGUGUCAGCACAGACAGUUUAUCUCAGAGCUUGUCUGAAAACCAUUACAUCUAAUUUUACACCAAAGAGAAUAAAAAUCCAAGAAGGAAAUGUGGAUAUUUCCGAUUCUGAUGACGAAGAUGAGAAUCUACCAAGGAUAUUUGAUCAGUGUCAUCAAGCCUUGCAGUUGAUUGCAAAAUACGUUCCAUCAACCAGCCGAUUCCUGACCCCAAUCCUCUCGGAAAAGUUCCCAUUUGUGCAGAAAUCCUCCAGGACGCUUGAGUGUUAUGUACACAACCUGUUAAGGGUUACAGUCUACAUCCCUGCCCUGAGGAAAGACCUUCUGGAGCUCAUCAUCAGCAAGAUGCUCACAUUAGAUGUUAGUGCGCCGCGAAAUGAUAUUGAAGAAGUGGAGGGUGCAGCGCAACAUGACGCCAGUGGAGAAUCACAAGAGCACGACUGCCUCUUUAACAUGGAUGAGGAAGAGGACUCACCACUGGAUACAUCUAGAUCUGUUGAUGGACCAAUGGCCCAUCCUGUGGCAGAGAGACUAGACACACUAAUGACAGUCCUGCUGGCUUACAUAAAAGAUGUGUGUCAUGUUAACGGCUCUUUGGAUAUUGAGAAGACCAAAGCUCUGUACAGAGACCUGCUGUGUGUGUUUGAUAAGGUGGUGCUUCCCACACACGCUUCCUGUCAUGUGCAAUACUGCAUGUUCUACCUGUGCAGCUUUCGCUUGGGUUUGGCCGAAGCCUUUUUGGAUCACUUAUGGAAACUGUUGCAGAGCCCCUCCCAGCCCCCCGUUCUGAGGCAGGCUGCUGCUGGAUACAUGGGCAGCUUCAUGGCAAGAGCCAAGUUCCUGCCAGUAUCUACAGUCAAGGCCUGUCUGGACCUGCUGGUUCCCUGGCUGCACCUUUACAUCGACACCCAAGACUCUGGAUCCAAAGCUUUCUGUGACGUGAAUCUGCACGGUCCCUUUUACACCGCUUGCCAGGCGGUGUUUUACACGUUGAUCUUUAGACACAAUGCUAUCCUGGAGGGCAACAUGAAGAAAGGGUUGUCCUACCUUCAAAGUUUGAAUCUCGAACGCAUAGUGAUGUGCCAGCUCAACCCCCUGAGGGUCUGUAUACCGGCCGUCACCAACAUGUUUGCAGCCAUCACCAGGAAGUAUCAACUGGUGUUUUGUUACACCAUCAUCGAGCGGAACAACCGGCACGUGCUGCCAGUGGUGAGGAGUUCAGUGGGCGGCAGCUCUGUGUCCGCCAACGUAAACCCUCUGGACUCUUUCUUCCCUUUUGAUCCAUAUCUCCUAAAAAGGUCUGGAAAAGUCAUUGAGCCCAUCUACCAGGUGUGGGAGGAGCCAUCCGAUUGUGUGAUCGAUGUACCAAAAAAGGAAGUUAGAAAGGGGUCCAUGGAUGAAGAAGAUGAUUUUCUACAUGGAGAGACUCCUAAUGGAGACACAAUUGUGGGCAUGACUCCAGGCUCCUAUGACUCUCACCUGCACAGUCCACGAAGCGUGGGCUCUCCCCCUAUCUCCUUCCUGCAGCGGCCUUUCUGAUCAUACGCUAUGAGCUAUCCAGGCCCACGUUACACCAUGUGGGGGUGCUCAAGGAACGAAUGUGCUUGUGUUAGCACAAAUCAAACUGAAAGGAGCCCCUGACUCACCAGUAGUACUGACGUGUGCAUGUCAGUAGCUUUUCUAAACCCUCUAUCAUACUGCAUCACACAAUAGACAUGUCUCUUUUGCACACUUUAGUUGUUAUAAUAGUCAUAUUAAAGAAACGUGGUUUCUUAAAGAGACACUUACGGUCGGUGUAACGUGUUUUUCAAAGAAACUCACAGCACGUAAAUUGUGACUAUUGUAAUUGAAUUUUGUAUUGUAUUGUAUUGUAAAUGUACUCUUGUGUUGAGUAAACUGAUAUUUGUAAUUUAUUGUGAAAUAUGUUGAUUUUCUUGUUUUAUGGAGUGACCCCAUGUUUAGUUUCAAGGGUAUGAGCGUCAGUUAAAUGUCCGAUUCAUUAGGACAUCAACAUACAUAGGAUAUCAAACCUUAAAUUUGAAUGUUGUUUGUUUUGAAAUUGUAAUCGAAAUUUGUAAUACGUUUUUAAUCUGUAAAAACGUACAACAUGCUACCCUGCGAUCUUGGAGUUGUGCUACAUCUAGAAUUUUGAGGUUCUUAGUCUGUAAACAUGUGAGGAAUAGUUAAAACGUUGCCAUUUACAUUAAAAUAUUGCUAUUCUUAUUGUU